GCGGCAGCCGCAGCAGCAGCAGCCGACACAGACAGACAGCCGGCGAGUCGGCGGUUUCUGGCCAGCGGCGCAGUCAGGGCCCGCACCCGUCUCUCUGGCAGGCAGGAGUCGGCGGAGACGCAGAGAAGCGCAGCUCGGUUGCCAGCAGCGAGAAGAAGGAAGAGGAGGAGGAGGAGGAGGAGAGCGACAGCGACAGCGACAGCAGCGGCAGCGGCGACGACAGCGACGAGGAGAUGGAGCGCCGGCGCGCCGACGAGCCGCCCGUCCCCGACUUGGGCGCGCCCGUCCAGCUGUACGUGUACGACCUGACGAGGGGGAUGGCCGCCGUCAUGUCGCACAUGCUGCUCGGUCGCCACGUGGAAGGCAUCUGGCAUUCAGGGGUCGUUACGUACGGCCGCGAAUACUUCUUUGGAUCAAACGGUGUACAGAGCUGCAACCCGGGUGGCACUGUUUUGGGAGAUCCUGACAGAGUAAUAGAUCUUGGUGAGACAUACAUACCGUACCCUGUCUUUCUAGAAUAUAUUCUUGGAUUAGGUGAAUCAACAUUCAGUCCAAUAUCGUAUGACAUAUUCUCACACAACUGUAAUAACUUCUCUCAUGAAGUAGGACAAUUCCUCUGUGGAAAGGGGAUUCCCAAAUAUAUACUUGAUCUGCCAGAAGAAAUUCUUUCCACGCCCCUAGGGCAGAGUCUUCGCCCUGUUAUUGAUAGCCUGAAUCAAAUUUCAAGAGGUGUUGGAAUAAACACUGGUAGUGAUCUGAGAAAUUACACACCACAAGAUUCACGUCGAAGCCGUCAGGAAUCACCAGAAUUUGCUGAAUUAAAUUCAGCUAUCGAAGAAGUCAGACGUAAUUCUGUAGCACUUGAAGAAAGACGAAAUGUUAUUAAUGAGAAACUAGCAAAGAAAGACCGCAAAAAGAAGAAGAAAAAGAAGCGUGAAAAGAAGAGGAUAGAUCUGGAGUGUGGAAGUAGUUCGGCCGAGUUCACUCCCGACAGUGCUAGUUCAAGUCCAAGUCGAACAAACAUGGCUGACAGUGUUAUUGAAGCACCUGAGGAGCAGCAGCAGCAGCAGCAGCAGCAGCAGCAAGAUGAGGAAGAUAAAAGGCCACAGCAGUCUGCUGCCGAUGUGGUGGCUGAAAUAGAGGCCGAGGAGAGGAAGGAGCGUGAAGAGAGAAAGAAGCAACGUGAACCACCCAUUGUGUUUAAAGAUGUUGUCAGUGUACCUGCAGAGUUUGAUUCUCUUGUGGAUAAAGUGGAAAACAUUUUAAAUGCUGAAGAGCGGCAAUCCUUGGAGGAACUUCACCAAUAUAUGUUAGAAGAUGAAGGAUCAUGGGCGCUUGGAGAUGGAUUCCUUAACUUUGUUGGUCGUGUACUUCAUGAUACAUCUCUCAAUCCAGAAGUACGAGUACAUUUGUUAAACUUACUAGCAGCAGCUGCACUCAAAGAUGACGUCAUACUUCUCUUGCACCAAGACCGUCGAGAGCAUGUUCUAAUGAAUUAUGCACAUGAUGUGGACAGACUAACACAGGCAGAACAGGAAUCCCUUGCACUCUUUAUUUGUAACAUGUUUGAAAACUUGAGCAGUUCAGAGUGGCUUUUGUACAUCUCAGAGUGGGAAUACUGUGGGCGAACUAUUAGUAACAUACGUGUUACAACGAAGGUGGCUGUUCAUUCUCUCCUCUCAGAUAUUCCAUUGCUGCAAGAACGAGGCUCUGCCAUAAUCCACAACUUGGCCUGCAAGGAGAGAAUGAGCAUAAACAAAAAUCUUAGAAGACUUUUACCCCGUGGAUGCAAGUCAAAGGUGUUUGAUGAUGUAGCUGUCGAGUUGACAAUGGCACUCCUGCAGUUCUUCAACAGCAGCCCUCCAGAAGAGCAUUUAUUCCGUUGCAUGAAAGCUCUUGCCCGUUUCUGUCACAUUGCAAGCCAAGAUGUGCCACAGCUCAUCCAGAUGAUUGGUCCUGAGCCAACAAAAUUCCGUGGCACUUCAGAGAGAAUUGAUGCACUUAUUGAUCAAAUUGCAUCACGCUUACAUUAAUUACAUUAAUUAAUUACAUUAAUUAAUUAAAGGGACAUGAGACUUUUAUUCAAGUUAUGUAAUACUGAAAUGUUUCUUGUGUAUAUAACUUGAUUAUUUCUACACUUCUUUUGUAUUUUGUGGAAUUGUACAAAGGCUGUAAUAAAAGUAAUAGUAUUUGAA
Schistocerca nitens (vagrant locust) is the source of this 2195-nucleotide messenger RNA. RefSeq lists its product as uncharacterized. Lineage: Eukaryota; Metazoa; Arthropoda; Insecta; Orthoptera; Acrididae. The coding region runs from base 234 to 2033 and encodes 599 amino acids. The record is from RefSeq and is a predicted model, not a curated record. Gene Ontology annotation, biological process: protein modification by small protein removal. Gene Ontology annotation, molecular function: peptidase activity. The transcript is spliced from 11 exons.